This is a messenger RNA of Archocentrus centrarchus (flier cichlid), 2058 nucleotides long. Its product is annotated as nicalin-1. Gene Ontology annotation, cellular component: membrane. Gene Ontology annotation, biological process: regulation of signal transduction. The record is from RefSeq and is a predicted model, not a curated record. Lineage: Eukaryota; Metazoa; Chordata; Actinopteri; Cichliformes; Cichlidae. The transcript is spliced from 16 exons. Bases 125 to 1774 code for a protein of 549 amino acids.
AGGAGUUAACAGUACUGUGUGUCCAUGUGGAAGGAGCAACACCGAAGUUGAGGAAAGAAGAAAGAGAGCCUUGUGAGAAAAGACUGCAGGAGGACAGCCUGAGAUCACAACUGGAUGUGACAUCAUGUUGCUGAGCAUUGCUGCCAUUGCACUGCUGCUCUGUGUGCAGUAUCUGCACGGCUCUGCUCUCUCUGCCGUAUCGUCCUAUGAGUUCACUGCCUAUAGGAUGCAGCAGUACAACCUGGGACAGCGUAAACAUGGUUGUCGUGGAGCCAUUGUCGUUGCGGAGGCACGCUCAGCAGAGGAGCUGUCACUAACCCGCCGCUGUGUCAUAAUGAAGGUGCAAGACUUCACUGCAGAAAAAUACUCUGAGGCCCUGAGACAAAAUGCAGCUGCCAUACUGAUCCUGCUGCCCCAAAAUAUCUCCAGUAUCCCUCAUGAUGCAGUACAGUCCUUCAUGUUGAGUGAGAGCGAGACUUUGCAGAAGGAGACUCUCACGCCAGUGUAUGUGGCACUUGAGGACGAACAGCUGCUCUACAUGUAUGAGGAGCUGAAACAGGCUGCAGCCACACGCACCUCAUCCAUUUUUGUCCGAGUCCUGCGCAGCAUGGUCACGGCUACAGCGUUUCAGAUCUUAGUGAGCAACAACGCUCCUGUUAAGGCCGUCAUUGACAACGCUCUAAUCACACUGGAGGGAGUUCUUCCUGGAGCCGGAGAGGAUGCACCCACUAUCGUCAUCACAGCCCACUAUGACUCUUACGGGCUUGCCCCAUGGUUGUCAUACGGAGCAGACUCUAAUGCCGGUGGUGUCGUGAUCCUAAUGGAGCUGGCCCGUCUCUUCCAGAAACUCUACAGUAGUCCCAAAACCAGACCGCAAUUUAAUUUAAUGUUCUCCUUGACUGGAGGAGGAAAAUACAAUUUCCUUGGAACAAAGAGAUGGAUUGAAGAGAAUUUAGACCAUGCUGAGUCCAGCCUUCUCCAUGACAAUGUGGCAUUUGUUCUGUGCUUGGACACACUGGCCAACGGCGAUGAGCUGUACAUGCACGUCUCCCGUCCCCCUAAGCCUGACACUCCAGUGCAUUCUUUCAUUCAACAACUGGAGGAGGUGGUUUCCUCCAGAUUUCCCUGGGUGAAGGUGGGCUUGGUUCAUAAAAAGAUCAAUCUCGUGGAGUCUACAGUAGCUUGGGAGCAUGAGCGUUACAGUCUGCGCAGGAUCCUGGGCUUCACUCUGUCUCAUGUGGAAGAUCCAAAAUCUGAGCUUCGUGGCUCUAUACUAGACACAAUGUCAAAAGUGGAUGUCCGGAAACUCAAGCGUAAUGGCAUCAUCAUAGCAGAAGCACUGGCCCGCUAUAUGUACAAUCUCUCUGACAAGGGUUCACCAAAGGACAUGCAGGUUUUCAAAGGCCAGCUGGACUUUCAGGACAGUCGCGUCUCCAGUUUGAUGUCCUUCUUGACGUCAGUCCCUCGGGCGACCCAGCUGCUGGAUAAGGAACCCGGUCACAUUCUGCUGGUCAACUCACUGGAGCACGAAUUCAAGCGCUACCUGCAGCAAGUCCACAGACACACCUUCCGACAGGACAAGAGGGAUCCUGAUAUUACCUUUUUUGAUCAAAUGACCCAACCAGUAGUGAUGUACAGAGUGAAGCCUGCAGCCUUCGAUCUCUUCCUGGGUGGCUGCAUUGCUGCUUAUUUGGGAAUCGUUUACUACGCAAUCCAGAAUUUUGGUCAUCUCUACACAAAACUGAAAGCAGCAGUUAAAACUAAACACCACUGAACACUGUACGACUACAAACACUGGCUCCACGACAAGCGCUUUGAGGUCAGCUCUGCACAUGCUGGACUUUUCCUGGCUGUGCAGCAGGAAGCCUCUCUGUAUGAUCAUAUGCAUAUCAUAUUAAGUGGGAAUUUACUUUGAAAUGUAUUUCUUUUUUUUUUUAAAGAUGUUUGUACCUUUUAUUACACUUGAAGUCACAUAAAUGUGAAAAUUCCUUACAUCAACAGACUCAGAAUGUGCUGUUUGAAGGAAAAUGAAAUGAAAUAAAGAAGAGGUUAUUUCAA